AUGCAGCGGCAACAAGGCAUGCCACUCGAUGAGCGUUAUGUUCCCUACUUGCAGAUGGCCGGGUUAUACCAUCUGGCUAGGUUGAACGAUAGAUGGUUUCGGUUAGAUGAGCCCCUUGUCAGCACCUUCGUCGAGCGAUGGCGUCCUGAGACGCACACCUUUCAAAUUCCCUUCGGAGAGUGCACGAUCAUGCUUCAGGACGUGGCGUACCAGUUGGGGUUGGCAGUGGACGGGCGUUAUGUCAGCGGUUGCCUUACAGAUUUCCAUAUGUAUAUCGAGGGUGGACGUCCAGCGUGGGUGUGGUUCGAAGAGUUGCUUGGAGUGAUUUCUCCUCCGAGCCAGGUUCAGAAGUUCGCAGUAAACUGCACCUGGUUCCAGGAGACAUUCGGAGAGUGCCCCGAGGGAGCCAAUGAGGAGACUGUGCGGCGCUUUGCUCGUGCCUAUAUCAUGAUGUUGUUGGGCACUCAGCUGUUUGCCGACAAGUCCAGCAACCGCAUUCACAUCAAAUGGCUUCCCUACGUAGCUAGGCUUGAAGAGAUGGGUUCCUACAGUUGGGGGUCUGCAGCAUUGGCAUGGUUGUACCGGUGCAUGUACCGAGUGGCAAACAGACAUGUGGUGAAGUUAGCGGGCCCACUUCAGCUACUUCAGUCCUGGAUCUUUUGGCGCUUUCCCAGGUUUAGGCCUGCUGGGUAUGAUACGUGCAGCUGGCCUUUGGCAUCGAGGUGGUCAAGUUACAUCCCUUCCUAUAGUGAGAAAGGUCCUAGAGUGCAGAGCACGAGACUAAAGAUAGACAUGUUACAGCCCAGCUCCCCUGAGGUACUUCAAGUUGUGCAUCCAGAGGCGUUGGAGCCUCGACACAUGGCGGUGUGGCGGUCUGUCACAUCACUGAUAUACUUUGCCGUUGUAGAGUGGCAUCAGGUAGAUAGGGUUCUACCGCAGUUCGGUAGUGUGCAGCCCCUCUCGCGUCCCACCCUUAACACCGACUUUCUGAUGUCGAAGGACGGGAGAGGUGAUGAUCGUUGGUUCCCGUCUGCUUUACAGCAUUGGCAUAUUCUUUGGGAGACCCGUGCGGACCACGUCUUCCGGUUUGAUGUUGUUGCUGACCCUGGACCUUCGCACACCUACCUAGACUGGUGGAGUCAGCAUGGAAAGAGGUUCUUGUCACUCGAGUUUUAUCUGGGGGAUCCGAGGGGCGUUCCUAUUCCUGUCGAGGCAUCAUAG
This is a messenger RNA of Arachis duranensis, 1221 nucleotides long. RefSeq names its product serine/threonine-protein phosphatase 7 long form homolog. Bases 1 to 1221 code for a protein of 406 amino acids. Lineage: Eukaryota; Viridiplantae; Streptophyta; Magnoliopsida; Fabales; Fabaceae. The record is from RefSeq and is a predicted model, not a curated record. The transcript has 3 exons. Gene Ontology annotation, biological process: meristem maintenance; meristem development.